Messenger RNA from Nicotiana tabacum (common tobacco), 5584 nucleotides. The record is from RefSeq and is a predicted model, not a curated record. Lineage: Eukaryota; Viridiplantae; Streptophyta; Magnoliopsida; Solanales; Solanaceae.
GCCCAUUACUGAUUAUGUUAUUGGGUUAGAAGCUAAGAUAUUUGGGCCAGUUGCUGAAUUGAGGAAAACCCAACGUGUGAUGUGGGAUCCAGGUUGAGAUAAGGCUGGUGAGCUAAAAAGAAUACAAGGCUUAUAAAUAGCAGGAGGGUGUAGGGAGUAGAGUAUGUGAAUACUGAGUCUUUUCUUUAUUUUGGCUUAGCUCUUGUUGGAGCAUUCUGUAACCUCCCUCCAUUCUUAUUUUCCUUUUAUUUUACAUCCUUGUUCUUAGUAUUGUUCAUGGUUGGAACUAAUAGAAAUUCUCUAUCUUCUUCAGUAAAUAUGGAUCCAUCACAUUGGUGCUUUCAUUGUCCCUCCUCUACCAAUUGGGUGGCUUCCUUUUCAUCUCCUCCAUACCCUCCGACUCCCCUUCCACCCCCAAGCCCUACUUUUCCGCCUCCAGUUCCAGAUCAAUCCCUCUUACCAGACAUGAGUUGCGACUCCAUUCUAUUUGCUGAACUAACAGAUGAAGAGACUAAUAUGAAAGUUGCAGUUUCAGCGCAUGUCUACUCAGACAUGACUGCAGAACUGGUGUUCGACGAAAUGCCUCACCGCCUCUCCAAGGUGUUUGUUGCUCCACAGCCCAAACAAAGGCCCGACACAUUGGAGUUUGAGCACUCUACAAUUGCUACCACUUCGUCUGUUGAAUCUGCGAAUAUUAAAGAUACAUCCACUGAGUUGAACUCUGAUUUGGAUAACAAAACAGCGGAAGCAGGUUUCGUGACGGAAACUCUUGAUUCACAGCCACUUGUGAUUGUUACUGGGGAUACAAAAUCAGAAUUCGAGCGGCACGAAGCUUUGUCCAUUGGCUUUAUUUUCCCAGACCUUGAGAAAUUUGGAGUUGUUUCCUCACUGUUCGAUGAAAUGCCUGACAGUCGUGUAGCGUAUAAGUAUAGUCUAACCUCUGAAUAUGUGGCUGCUCCACAUAUGUUACUUCAUUUCCCAUUUGAUCCUGGGUUAUCGACAAAGGUGCAACAGUAGCUUGUGUUGGACAUACCGCUAUUUGCAUAUUCUCAUUCUUUUUGGACGUGACAGUGUCAUACUCAUGUGCAAUAAUCAAGAGUGCAGAUGACGACUUGAAAGUUGUACAACUGUAUGCGCAUUCUCUUUUUGUUGAAAAGUCAAGAAUUAGAAAGGCAUAUCACAUUGUCGAGAUUGGAUUUGGUCUGGAAAGUUUGGUUACGGAAAUUGACAAGCCACCAGGCUAUACUACUGCUACACUUCUUGAAGAGAUGUUGUUGAUGACAGAAUUUCUACCAAAAAAAUGGAGCCUGCACUAUUUUGCAAAUGUUGGAUUGGGUUGGCAGAUUUACUUGCAAUUUUGAUGCUCGUGCUAGUUAACUUUUUAGACUCGAGAGAUUCAACCAUAUUUCCAAUAAAAUAUGUUGUUAGCUCUUGCACAUUACAUAAUAACAAAUAUUUGAUAGCUAAAUAUGCCAAAGACUCAAGCAAACAAGGGGCUACUCAGUUGAUCUAUCUUGGAGAGAAGUAUUUUGCUGCUGAAGAAAUCUUAUUUAUGGUGCUUACAGAGAUGAAGGAAAUUCAGUGUCAGGCUACCGAGAUUGCUGGUGCUACUGUUGGUUUCAAUGUCGUGCAAGUUAUCACUAAGCCUAUAGCCGCUGCUACUGCUUAUGGUUUGGACAAAAAUGUUUCUAAAGGUGCCAUAAAAAAAUCUGCGAAUAUGGUUAACAAAAUGAGUGACCUUGGAUUUCCAGCUACAUGUUUUGCUUGCAGUCAGUUGCUCUCUCUAUAUAACCAGUUUAAUAAAAUACAGUCUGCAAAUAUUUUUCUGCUAGUGGAUAAAGAAAACAUAAAGCCAAAUGCCUUCACUUCCCUUAAAAUGAUAGAUUCCAAGGAUCACUCUUAUGACAUUGCCGAAAUGGCGCAUAUUAUUGAGACCAUACAGGUUGAAAGGAUAAAGCUUCAUAUUCAUAUACCAGGCGUCAUGGCAAAGCAUUAUACAUUUGGUGGUCUCGUAGAAAAGGUGACACCACUUGGUGUGCAAGAGAGUCUCCUUAUAGCAGUCAUCAAAGCUUCUUUAAAACUAGUUAUACUAGUGUUGAGGUGUGGAAAUUCAGUGUGUAUAUCCUUUGUUGAGGCAGUUCUGAAGAUACUUUUAUCCGCCUUACAUGUUGACUCUAUGGAUAGUGGAAGUCUGUACUGCAUUCUCACUCACAAUUUGGUUGCAUUCAGUGAUGUUAUCCAAAAAUAUAAUUACGUAGAAGAGGCAACCAACGAAUUAACAAUUGAUGGUUUAUCAAAAAUAUAUUUUGUCCUUGUCCAUGAUGGUGGAUUUACCGCCUGGAACCAUUGCACUGUUAGCGGAGGCUGGAUUUAAGGUGACUACAGUGGAUGUAACUGGUGUAAGCAUUCAUUCUUUUGACACAAAUAGCAUCACCAGUCUACCGCAGUAUGCAAAGCCACCCAUUGCUUUUCUUGGAAUGCUUGCUGAUGGAGAGAAGGUGAUUUUGGUGGGACAUGAAUUUGAUGGUGCCCGCAUAUCAUUUGCAAUGGAGCUCUAUCUUUCUAAAGUUUCAAAAGCAGCAUUUGUUACUGUAGCAAAUAUGCAGAGUCUCAUCUUGUUCUUUAGCCUUAGAGAAUACUUUGGUAUGGAGAAAAUUGGUAGCAGGUUUGCUACUAACAUUGUUCAUGAGCCGAACCUUGAGGACAAGGUUCUUAUUGACGGUGGGGGUAUUGUUAUGAAUACCCAUUACUGAUUAUGUUAUUGGGUUAGAAGCUAAGAUAUUUGGGCCAGUUGCUGAAUUGAGGAAAACCCAACGUGUGAUGUGGGAUCCAGGCUGAGACAAGGCUGGUGAGCUGAAAAGAAUACAAGGCUUAUAAAUAGCAGGAGGGUGUAGGGAGUAGAGUAUGUGAAUACUGAGUCUUUUCUUUAUUUUGGCUUAGCUCUUGUUGGAGCAUUCUGGAACCUCCCUCCAUUCUUGUUUUCCUUUUAUUUUAGAUCCUUGUUCUUAGUAUUGUUCAUGGUUGGAACUAAUAGAAAUUGUCUCUAUCUUCUUCAGUAAAUAUGGAUCCAUUACAGGUAGGGUGUGAUCUCCCAGGCAAACUGAUUGAUCGAACGUGAUUGGAUUUUGAAGAAAGUGAAGCCAUUUCUUAUGGUUUUCUUUCAGAUUAGGGGAUUUCACAAAGUUUUGAUGGAAUUUAAUUUUAGGAGUUGGUAUUUAUAGGAAAACAACCAUGGGAGGAGACAAGAUGAGCAAUGGCCUAAUUAAAUCAGCAUGUGAUUGCACAGCUGGAUCUUUUUGGAACUUGUAAACCUGCUACACAUUUGGCCAACAAAAGGGGAAGGAACGCAUGAGAAUGCAUAUUGAGCUACAAGGAGAGAAUACAUUCAGGAGAGAGCUCCUCAAUCCAAUCAGGCACCUAAAUGCUCCUUCUAAUCCAUCGUUAAAACUCUCAAGGAGGUGAUCCGGUAAAGCUGGUUUCUGUACUUAAGUGAUCUCCUUUUCUCCGUCUGAUAGAGGAUUGAAGAUCUCUGACAUAGGCAGGGGCACACUUAGUUGGCUAAGCAAGUCUGGUGGGCCUGUCCAUGGCACUACACAUUUAGAAGCUACCCAGGGACGCCGUGCCCAUGACAUUAUAUAUGUGAAAAAUGUCUAGCCAACUUCAGAUCAGUGCAAUAGAAGUUUCCCGAUUAGCAUGAGAAGAUCUUUAGGAGAGAACUCUGCAAUGUAAUCAGGCACCUAUGUUCCUUCCAAACUAUAUUCGAAGUUGUCAGCUGAGCCUCAAAAGAGUUCUAUCCACACUUCAAAUCUAUUUUUGGGGAGCGUACAUAUUGUUGUUUUCAGGGACUGCUAGAGGAUCUUUUGGGAGCAAUGCAAUUAUGCUUGCUGAGCAAUGCCACUUUAGUCGUUCAUACUAAACUGAUAUUGAGUCGAGCAAAGUGGCAUUGUUAAUUGCUCCAUUUAUAUGUUCGAAAGAAUGGUCGGUUGGCUGCUUUGCCCGCUGAUCUGGUGCCAGAUCCUUGUGCUAGAUCUUCAUUUUGUUUUCUUUGUUGAAUUUGGCUAAGGAUCUAGAAGAAAAAGGCCAUAGGAUAAGCCUUUUGAUUAGAUCUACUGCUUCCAAUUAUCUCAGAAGGAAGAUGGAUGAAAUCAAGAUUGUCAUAUGUCUCCAUAUCUAGUUGGACUAUGAAGUAAGAUAAGCAGAUCAUAAGCUAUAUUUCUUAUUUAUCAGUGACGCUAAAAAUAUGGUAGAUAAGGAGCAUAAGGAAGAAGCUUUUCAUCCAGAUUAUUGCCCUUCAUUAGUUUGAUCUUUGAAGCCAAUUAUGCAGAGAAAGUAUGUAAUGAAUAUGCUAUGCGUUUUAUCUGUUUCCCCAUCUAGUCUAAAGAGGACCAUUUCAUCGGAUAUCGAGAUAUUUGAGACAAAAACUUAACCUGAUAUCAGAGUAUGGAACAACAACUGCCAGAUUAACAAGAAAGAACAUUGAGGAGAGAGCUUCUAGAUCUAAUCAAGCACCUAAAUGUAGCUUCCAGUGCCUUUUCAAAGCUGUCAAGGUACGCCCCGAAGGUUCCCAGCCUGGUUUCUAAGCUCGCGUUUCCUUCUUGGAGUUCAGGUGCUAUUCUGUCUUUUUGUACCAAUCUUGAAAGCAAUGACCAUUUUGAUUGCUUAGGCUUCAAAAGUGGCACACACAGGAAGGACAAGAGCAUUUGGAAAGUUGAAAUGCAUACUGCAUUAGCUUCUCUUAAUGCUCUAAUCGCAUCUAUUGUAUCUUCAUCUGCAUCUAGCAAGACUGAUAUUGCAGUCUCUUGAUCCAUUUGUUUCAAAGUCAAGACUAAUCUUUUGGCAUCCCUCUUGAUCUUCUUGCUGAAAGAGUUAAAUCUGGUAACGUUGUCGUCUGUGGUUGAAUCUCCUUUUCUCCUCCUGAGGGAGGAUUGAAGAUCUCUUACAUUUUCUUUAUAUUGCGAGACAAGUUCCCUUGUAGUGCCACAAACAUCAAGAAGCCUCACGGAUUUGUCCAAUAAAUCUUCAAUCAAUUUAGCAUCUAGACUUUGGCAAAGGGUUUGUGGCAAGUUGAAAAGAUCAUCUAUGCACUUGUAUAAUUUUUCCAAUCCGAAUAGACCACUGUACACAGUGUCUGCUGUUGGUGCAACUGAUAAUGAUUUGAGCUUGUUUAUCUCCUCUUCAACUCUUUGGGUGAUAGGGUGUGAUCUCCCAGGCAAACUGAUUGAUCGAACAUGAUUGGGUUUUGAAGAUAGAGCGGCCAUUUCUUAUGGUUUUCUUUCUGAUGAGGAAUUUCUCAAAGUUGUGAUGGAAUUGAAGCUUGAGAGUUGGUAUUUAUAGGCAGUACACCAUAGGAGGAGACCAGAUAAGCAAUGGCCUAAUUAAAUCAGUAUGUGAUUGCACUGUUGGAUCAUUUUGGAACUUGUAAACCUGCUACACAUUUGGCCAACUAAAGGUUCUGCUGAUUACUUUCAUUAUUCCUCUUAGUUAUGGGAUAAACAUGAGGCAUCUCAUUAUCAUGUGGGUUUUUUAAUGAUUUGCCUUUUUCUGUCCCCAGACAUGGUGCCAAUACUAUGACACAAUUUUUUUA